Messenger RNA from Chelmon rostratus (copperband butterflyfish), 1028 nucleotides. Its product is annotated as F-box only protein 50-like. Lineage: Eukaryota; Metazoa; Chordata; Actinopteri; Chaetodontiformes; Chaetodontidae. Gene Ontology annotation, cellular component: SCF ubiquitin ligase complex; cytoplasm. Gene Ontology annotation, biological process: glycoprotein catabolic process; SCF-dependent proteasomal ubiquitin-dependent protein catabolic process. Gene Ontology annotation, molecular function: ubiquitin protein ligase activity. The transcript is spliced from 6 exons. Bases 71 to 772 code for a protein of 233 amino acids. The record is from RefSeq and is a predicted model, not a curated record.
GAGAAUAAGGCUCCUCACAGACUUCCUGGAAGGGUGGAACAGUGCACAUUACGCAGUGUUUGGCCACACCAUGUCUGCCGCUGAAUGGAAGAAGAGGUGCGAGGCUGAGUGGGGUCUGCAGGACGCACCGAUGCCUGACAGCCUGGACUGGAAGUCCGUGUAUGAGGCCAAACCGCUCGGGAGAAACUUACUGCGGAACCCCGCGCCACACGGCUUGAGCAAGGACACCCCUCCACCUGAACCUGAGCUGUCUGAAGUGCCAACACGUGGACCUCCACGUUUUCAACCUGAUGGUGACUUCAGCGGCUGGACCACAAGCACAGAAGUCCUCCCCUAUGAUAGCAGUAGCAUCCCAGCAGGUGCUGUUGUCUGUGAAUUGCCUCAAUACAGCUGGUUCUCCAUGGAGCAGACUGUGGACCUGAAGGCAGAGGGGCUGUGGGAAGAGCUGCUGGAUGAUUUUCAGCCUGAAAUAGUCAUUCAAGACUGGUAUGAGGAGAGUCAGCUGCAUGAGUCCAUCUACCAGCUGCAUGUGAAGUUACUGGGUGCAGACAAAAUCACUGUGAUCUCAGAGCACACUGUCCACCCCACUGAGGACCUCAGCACUUACUCACACACCUGGAAGGAGGUGUCAUAUGUGUUCUCUGGCUAUGGGCCCGGGGUGAGAUAUGUCCACUUCCUGCACAGACUGAAGAACAAUUUCACAGUUGAGUUCUUCCCCACACUGUUCACCGGCAGCUCAGUGAUUGUCAAGCCAACCAAAACCAGCUCCUAGGCUGAAUCCUUCUGAAAACUGCAGUGUAAACAUGCAGUUGGAGCUGUCACACUCAACAUGCUCAAUACAUACUGUAUCAGCUUUCAGGCUAGUUAUCAUAGGUUGGAUUUUAAUGCACCUAGGAACAUUACAAAGUGUUCAAUCAUAAAACUUUUUAAUUUACUUUUUAUGCUGAUUGUUAGGCUCCAUUUUAAGUUGUUUUGCUUUUGCAUUUGGUGUGAACUGGUUUGUGCAGUAAUAAAACACACUUUUCUCA